GAUAGCUCGACAGGAAUAGUUCCACCAGAGCAUCUACCGAACGGGGUGGAUACAGGCACAGAGUGCCUAGGACAGAAAUUCACAUUGACUUUUAUUGACAGUAACCAAGGGGUUCGCAGACUAAGUGCCGAAAACGCAGCAAAGCACCGACAGGCGAUCUUCACAGAGACGGAACGCCAGUGCAUGACCAAAGAAAUUGUCAAAUCAGUGCCCGAUCACAAUCCCACACGGGCGUUACUCGAUCUUGAAAGAUUCGACCAGUAUUCGGAUGUGACAACGCCGUUCUCGUUUUUCCAUGGUCCUUUCGGGGUCUCGAGGUUAUCUCAGGUCGUUGAAACGGAUGUUCCAGAUCUGGAAAUUCAAGACAGCCCCCCGUCACCUAGAGACUGGCUAGCCGAGCUCGAUGAGAUCAUUGGACAAGAAGAGGAGACCGAUAUCUUCUCUAGUCUUCUUGAUGUCUCAAACGAUAUAUCAUUAGCCGACGAAUCAUGGCUACUCGAAAUGAUUCCACCACCAAUGGAAUCAAUCGAGCUUAUAUCCGACAGUCCCCAGCCACAAAUUACCACACCACCUUCUCUAUUCAAUGAUAACCACGAAGCAUGGACGAUCCUAUCACAUUACAAAGAGCGAAUAGUGCAUUUGAUCUCGCCCCUGGGCCAUGGUCAAGAAUCGGCUUGGCUAAACCUGGUCAUGCCGUAUGCAGUCAAUACACUUGGCGAGCUUACAAUGAGUGGAAGCGCGAACCACGCUCGACUGGCCUUACUGAAUGCACUACUCAGUACGAGUGCUUUUCAUCUAGGCCAGCAUUCCGUUCUGAGAAUCGAUCAUUGGAUCACAGUGGGGAACUCAUAUUUGCGGAAAGCCGAGAGUCACUUUAUACAAUGCGUGGAAGAAAAUCGCAUGUCGGGCAGCAAGAAAAAUAAGUACAAGGAGAUUCUCAUGGCGAUAUUGAGUCUUUCUACCGCCUAUAUGGUAAAAGGCGAUUCAGACAAACGUCGAUCAUGCCUCGUGCAAGCAGAAAAGUUCAUCUCUAUCAACGGAUUCGGAAAGUCAACAAUCUCACAAAAGCGUCGGUCUCUUCAUCAUUGCUACGCAUACAUGCGCAUUAUGGCCGAGACUACAUGCAUUGCCGACGGCUUAAGUGAGAGACUAGCCAACACCAGUCUAUCCCCAGACGAGGACAUACCCAGCACAGAAUUCCGAAUAAGCUCUGACAUUACAUUCUCAGAGAAUAUUUUGGCCCAGGAGAAAGAUCCCAAUGUUGCGCAGCGUGAUCUUCACCUCGCUAUUCCGGGCCGUUGGAGCUUAACGCUGUUCCCGGAGAUGUAUGGCGUUGCAGAGAGUUUUCUCAUGCUUCUGUCACAGGUAAUCCGGUUAGCCAAUGAGCGUGAUUUUUCCAUGCUAUAUCAAACUGCUAGCGGAGGCUUGAACCUCAGGGACUUUUGGUUACGCGCAAAGGCACUAGAGAAGGGGAUCAAUAUCCUUCUGAGAUCGUGCACGACGGAGUCUGCUCCUAAUUACGGGUAUGAGAGUGAAGUGCAAGCUGAUAAUCCAAGAGCACAAGCCAUGUACACGGCUCUGCUUAUCUUCUUCCACCGCCGAAUAUACGACCUUGAUGCUACGAUGCUUCAGAAAGAGGUUACCUCUGUGUGCUCUCUUCUCAUGCAUAUUCAGCAAGAUGAAGCUGGCCGGAGCAGUCACAGUAUGGCUACGUUAAUAUGGCCAGCAUUUAUCGCUGCGUGUGAAGCAGUGGAUCCACAUUCUCAGACAUUCUUCUCGCAGUGGUUCGAUACUUGUUUUACAACAACUGGGCUCGUGAAUGCGUCUGUGGCAAAAUCCAUUUUUGAGAUGAUAUGGGCUAAGAGCCAGGAGAUUGGGCUUAAUAAGGACAUGUGUACUUGGCCAGAAGUGCUGAGAGCGAAGAAGAUAAGGUUGAUGUGUACCUAA
Molecule: messenger RNA, 1947 nt
Organism: Penicillium cataractarum
Lineage: Eukaryota; Fungi; Ascomycota; Eurotiomycetes; Eurotiales; Aspergillaceae
Product: fungal specific transcription factor domain-containing protein
Exons: 3
Biological process (GO): positive regulation of transcription by RNA polymerase II
Cellular component (GO): nucleus
Molecular function (GO): transcription cis-regulatory region binding; DNA-binding transcription factor activity
Source: RefSeq, a predicted model, not a curated record